AUUGUGCAGUAGGUGGGCCUACAUGAUCUCUUCAGGCCAUUCCUCUGGGCCCUUUUGAUGUUAUUUGAAAUUCAGUGUAGGCUCUUGCCUAGUGUUUAUUUUGGAAUCUCUGAUAUCAUAAUUAUCUGGAUUUCACUGAAGAGUUCAUGAAAGAUCACUACAAAAAUGGAAAUAGCAUUUGACGAUGAUAGCUCCGUCAGCAUGCAGUCAGGCCCAACUGCAUCAGAGAUGCCCAUGUCCCCUACUGUCCUUUCCCAGCAGGUUGAGAUGACAAGCUUACAUGAAAAUGCAGGAGGGAAGAGGAAGGACCCCACUGCCAAUUUUAACCUGCAAAGGAAAUCUUGUAUGGAGUAUUUCCGCAGCUGGAAUGAGCAGGAACAAAUUGAAUUUGUGGAACACCUCCUGUCACACAUGUGCCAUUACCAGCAUGGUCACAUAAAUACAUUCCUGAAGCCUAUGCUUCAAAGGGAUUUCAUCUCUCUCCUGCCUGAGCAAAAUUUGGACCAUAUUGCUGAAAACAUCUUGAGCUACCUCGAUGCAAAGUCCUUAUGUGCUGCAGAACUAGUAUCUAAAGAGUGGUCAAGAGUCAUUGCCGAUGGGAGCCUCUGGAAGAAACUCAUUGAGAGGAAAGUCCGGACUGACUCACUCUGGAGAGGUCUUGCAGAAAGGAGGGCAUGGAUCAAGUACUUAUUCAAACCAAGACCUGGAGAGAAACCCCAAGGGCAUAAGUUUUACAGGAGCUUGUAUCCAACCAUCAUGCAAGAUAUUGAGAACAUCGAAUACAACUGGAGAAGUGGUCGUCACACGCUUCAGAGAAUCAAUUGUCGAUCUGAAAACUCAAAGGGAGUUUACUGCCUCCAAUAUGAUGAUCAGAAGAUCGUCUCUGGUCUCAGAGACAAUACCAUCAAGAUCUGGGAACGUAGUACCUUGCAAUGCACCAAGGUUCUCACAGGCCACACCGGUUCAGUGCUGUGUUUACAAUAUGAUGAUCAGGUGAUAAUUAGUGGGUCCAGUGAUUCAACUGUGCGUGUUUGGGACGUCAACACAGGAGCAAUGGUGAAGACACUCUUUCAUCAUUGUGAAGCUGUUCUCCACCUCAGAUUCAACAAUGGGAUGAUGGUCACAUGCUCAAAGGAUCGUUCUAUAGCAGUCUGGGACAUGGUUUCCCCAUCUGAAAUCAAUCUACGGCGUGUCCUGGUUGGUCAUAGAGCUGCAGUGAAUGUGGUGGACUUUGAUGAGAAAUACAUUGUAUCGGCCUCUGGUGACAGAACCAUAAAAGUCUGGAAUACCUCCUCUUGUGAAUUUGUGAGAACCUUGAAUGGCCACAAGAGGGGGAUUGCCUGCCUCCAGUAUAGGGAUAGAUUGGUUGUAUCAGGAAGCUCGGACAACACCAUUAGGUUGUGGGACAUUGAGACAGGCUCCUGCUUGCGUAUCCUUGAAGGGCACGAGGAACUGGUGCGCUGCAUCAGGUUUGAUAGCAAGAGGAUAGUGAGUGGAGCCUAUGAUGGGAAAAUCAAAGUGUGGGACUUGAAGGCAGCUCUAGAUCCAAGGGCACCACCAGCAACACUUUGCCUUCGCACCCUUGUGGAACACAGUGGUCGUGUCUUCAGACUUCAGUUCGAUGAGUUCCAGAUAGUGAGCAGUUCUCAUGAUGACACAAUUCUCAUCUGGGACUUCCUCAAUUGCUCUCAAGGUGGGACCCAACGUUCUGGGGAACUUGCUGGUGCUCCCCAGAACCCCUCUUCAGCCUACAAUUACCUCCUCCAUGAUGCUUCAGGACUGUACUACUUGGCAGAGCUGGUAGAAGAAUAUACAGUCCUCACAGGCAAGACCAUCAAAUGGUUGACACUGUGUAUCUGA
Messenger RNA from Darwinula stevensoni, 1860 nucleotides. Lineage: Eukaryota; Metazoa; Arthropoda; Ostracoda; Podocopida; Darwinulidae. The record is from the annotation of a GenBank genome assembly.